Girardinichthys multiradiatus is the source of this 1902-nucleotide messenger RNA. RefSeq names its product nuclear GTPase SLIP-GC-like. The record is from RefSeq and is a predicted model, not a curated record. Gene Ontology annotation, molecular function: GTPase activity. The coding region runs from base 7 to 1902 and encodes 631 amino acids. The transcript has 15 exons. NCBI's taxonomy places the organism in Eukaryota, Metazoa, Chordata, Actinopteri, Cyprinodontiformes, Goodeidae.
UUGGAAAUGGAUUCCUUUGUGUGUGACAAACUGAACCAGUGGGGUCUAAGUGAGUUUAUGGAGAUAUUUAAAGAUGAAGGGGUUGACAGAGAGACGCUUUAUUGUCUUGAGGAUGAAGAAAUUGACAAACUGAUACCAAAAGUGGAAGCAAGACCACUGUUCAAGAAGAGACUCGAGCUGUUAAAGAAUUUGUCCUCCACAAGUGAUACAGGGAAGCGAAAACUUGACGUUCAGGAGCAAUGUUGCAAAGAGAAACCAGCAGUAAAACGGCAGCGUGACAGUUUUCAAUUCUCAGGAUUACGAGGCAGGGUUGGCCACACUAUGGCUACGACCUCAUCAUGGCCUAGGAGGCACGCUAGCAUGACAGACAAGAGACAACUGGUUGGUGUUUUUGGUAAAACUGGAGCUGGAAAGACCUCCUUGAUAAAUGCUGUCAUUGGUGUGGGAAAACUUUUGCCAUCUGGAGAUGUUGAUGCAUGUACCUCAGUUAUGAUUAAAGUGGAGGCUAACCUGCACAACUCAAAGUAUGAAGCAGAGAUUGAGUUCAUCACCAAAGAGGUGUGGGAGGAUGAGUUGGAAACAGUAGAUCACUUUCUUGAAGAAGAUGGAGAGCAAGAGAAGCAUGAUGAUGAUCAUGAUAAUGAUGGCUAUCAUGACCUUAUUGAAAAGCUUUCAGCACUGUAUGGAGAAGAAUGGAAAGGAAAAUCCUCCAAACAGCUCAUAGAUAACAGACACUUCAGAGAGAUUCCAGAGUUUGAUCAGUCCACAAAGAAGAUUUUAACUUGUGAAUCAGCUCAAGAGUUAUCUGCAAUAAUUGUGAAGUAUACCAAACAAGGAGGACAUGGAGAAAUAAAACAGUGGUACUGGCCACUUGUGAAAUGUGUGACUGUCAAGGUACCAAACAAUAAUUUUCUCCAGCAUGUCACACUUGUGGACCUUCCAGGAAACGGAGAUCGCAACAAAAGCAGAGAUACAAUGUGGAAAGGGAUUGUUGGAAACUGUUCUGCAGUAUGGAUUGUAUCUGAAAUCAACCGAGCAGCAUCAGAUAUGGAAUCCUGGGAGAUCCUGAAAAGUGCUAAUAGUCUCCUUGGAAACGGUGGCGAAUGUCGUCACAUUCACUUCAUCUGCACCAAGUCUGAUGUUAUUGGAGAUUUACAUGAUCAGUCAGCAGCUGAUGUUCAGACCUUCAUCCUCAAAAGAAACAUGACAGCCAAGGAAGCAGUGAGCAAAGAAUUAAACAAGCUAACCAUGAUAAGGAAAUAUUUCAGCGAUGAGUGCUUCAAAGUGUUCACAGUGAGCUCUGCAGAGUUUCUGAAAAGUAAACACCUACAUCCAGAGAACACUGAAAUCCCAAAGCUUCAAGAUUUUUUGCAAAAUCUGAAUGACCGUCACUCGGAGACGCUGAACUAUGUUUCUGGAGCUCACCGGAUUUUCUCUUUGAUUCAAAGGGCCAGCUUGGGAGAAACAGAUGGCAGUAAUAAAGCUUUGUGUGAAGACCUAGAGACAAAUCUACACUGUCAACUUGAUGCAAUCAGAAAUGUUAUGAGAGAGAUCUACACCACCUUUGAAAAAUGUCUUGAUGAAGGAGCUGAAACAUCCAAAAGUUCAUGUGAAAAAAUCCUGAUGAGCUCCUUAAAGCCUGAUAGGAAGACUGGAAGUGCUCAAUGCAACACCGUGAAGAGUGUUGUCAAAAAUGGUGGAAUCCAUAGACCUAAAAAGGGGAAUGAAAAUAAUUUCAACAUAAAAUUAAGUUCGUUCUUGAGUAAGAGCAUCGACGAAGAAUUCAGGAAAACCUUCUCCAAUGAAGAAAACUGCGGUCCAUUCAACGGGGUGGUGAUCAAUAAGUUUUCACUUGACAUUGAAAAACUAAACCAAAGUACAAAGAUGCAGAACUGCAGCUGA